Messenger RNA from Magnolia sinica, 1114 nucleotides. Its product is annotated as protein ACTIVITY OF BC1 COMPLEX KINASE 1, chloroplastic-like. Lineage: Eukaryota; Viridiplantae; Streptophyta; Magnoliopsida; Magnoliales; Magnoliaceae. The record is from RefSeq and is a predicted model, not a curated record. The transcript has 4 exons. Bases 562 to 861 code for a protein of 99 amino acids.
UUCAGUUGCCUAGAACAGAGGCCAAAGGUCUACUCACCGUGAGCACCUUGGUGAGAGAGAGCGAGAGACUCGCCAUCGGUGGGUUUUUACCCGAGCCAAACCAGAAAAAUGAAAAGAAGAAAAGAAAAAGGAGAGAGAGAGAGAGGGAGGGAGAGAUCGAAGCAAGAAAAAGAAAGGAAGAUGAAAAAAAUGUAAAAAUCGAAGAUCUGAUCUUCAAUCGAUCUCGACAUCGCCAGGAAUGGUUGGGUUUUGAUGCGUUUGGUGGGAAAAAGUUUCAGAAAAUUCAGUCUUGUGCCUUUUUUUUCCUGCAUUUUGUGUGUUUUUGCCGGAAUUGCUGAGUUUCUGGAAAUCGCUUUUGAUUUCGUCGGGGAGAGUUAGGUUUUGGAUGCGGUAGAUGUGGGAGAAAUCCCAAAGGUUUUAUUUUUUGCGUAUUGUGUAUGAGUUGUGGUUUGAUUUGUAGGAAUUUGCUUUGGAGUUUCUGAGAUUGGCCCCUUUCGGAGAUCUCUCUUCGACUCUGAUGUGAUUUGUUUGGAAAUUAGGGUUUUGGCCUUUUUUUAAGCAAUGCUGCAUCAGCGAAAUAAACAAAUUUUGAUCGAUGCUGUUGUCCAUGCGGUAAAUGAGGACUAUGUUGAGAUGGAAAAUGAUUUCACGAGGCUUGGUUUCCUUGCUAGUGGAAUAGAUGUAUCUCCAAUUAUUCGAGCUUUAGAAGCAAUUUGGCAAAAUUCAGUGGGAAAAGGACUUUCUGACUUUAAUUUUCGGAGUGUUACUGCCAAACAAGAGAAGUCAGCAAGGCGAUGCCUUUUUGAUAGUGACAGAUUGAAUUUUGAUGGACAGACGACAGAGAAGAUCAGCAAGGUUUAAAAUCGGUGUACCAGUUAUUGCAUCGUUCACCACCGAUACAGCUCUGUAUUGGGCUGUUUCGGGUCGAUACAGCCAUAUCUUUUAUGGACGAUACUGGUAUGUAUCAAUACGUACUGGUUCUGGAAGAUACUUUAAACCUUGUUCCUGAGUAGCUAGCUGAUCAAUCUGACCAACCAAAAUUAGCAAAAUUAAGCUGUUCAUUUCUUGGAAUUGAAUUUUGGACAUUUUACAAAUUUUAUUUUUGACUGUUCAA